UACAGAUGAGUUGGCAGCCAGUCUGAGCUGACCCACAGACUCAUAAAAAUCAACAGGGCCUCAGGUACCUUCAUCCAGCACAUCUAAACUCUUGCAUCAAAGGUGCAAGGACUUGCUCACAUCGAGAAUCUGGCUGCUUUCUUGGAGACCAAGAAAAUGAGUUUUUGUUUCUACAUUUACUCCAUCAAUUCAUGAGAGAGAAUCUUCUGGAAUCCCUGACAGUGACAGCACAGCGACUUCCUGAGUUCCUUAAGUCACCUCUUUUCAUUCAUUUCUACAAGAACUCAUGUGUGCAUUUCACACAGUGAAAGCCAUGCAGCGUCAAGCGCUUACGCCAGUCAUUGCCUCUCUUUUACAUUGUCAGUGUGGAAUUCUUCACUGCAAACCUGCCACAGUGUCCUGCCAGCCUCUCAGUCAACAGUUCUUCAUGUCUCACUGAAGUCCCUCUUGCCACAAAUCCAAGCCAUGUGUCUAUAGUGUCGUUCAUCCAUCUGGAUUCUCCCAAGCACUGCGACAUUUAAUCUGUAUAUGGCCCUGGGAAGUAGCUUGCAUCAUCGUCAUCUGGCAGAUGAGAAAUCCAAGGUCAUUAUACACACCACUGAGUGAAAAGAAACGAGGAAAGGAAUGAGAGGAAUUGCGUCAGCAGGCCGGCUGUAGGCGCCACCAGCCUUUCUCGGGAGGUAUUUUCUCUACUGUGCUUUCGUCCCCGUCCUGGGUCCUGGCAGAGAUAGCGUGACAAGUUCUGAGCCCUACAUCUGGCAUCCCAGAGCAAGCAACUCUUGCUGGUCACUCCAAGAUCUACUUACACAUGAAGUUUUGAAAAUUGUCUCCUGAACCUCUUCCGACAGAGAUCAGGGUGUUGACAGAAAGUAUGUUCAAACAUCUUCGGAAGUGGGUCAUCACUCGCUUUUUUCGGCAUUCUCGGCAAAGAGCAAGGCUAGUCUCCAAAGAUGGAAGGUGCAACAUAGAAUUUGGCAAUGUGGAGGCACAGUCGAGGCUUAUAUUCUUUGUGGACAUCUGGACAACAGUACUUGACCUCAAAUGGAGAUACAAAAUGACCAUUUUCAUCACAGCCUUUCUGGGGAGUUGGUUUUUCUUUGGUCUCCUGUGGUACGCAGUAGCAUACAUUCACAAAGACCUCCCAGAGUUCCAUCCUUCUGCCAACCACACUCCCUGUGUGGAGAACAUUAAUGGCUUGACCUCAGCUUUUCUGUUUUCUCUGGAGACUCAAGUGACCAUUGGAUAUGGAUUUAGGUGUGUGACAGAACAGUGUGCCACUGCCAUUUUUCUGCUGAUCUCUCAGUCUAUACUUGGAGUUAUGAUCAAUUCUUUCAUGUGUGGCGCCAUCUUAGCCAAGAUCUCCAGGCCCAAAAAACGUGCCAAGACCAUUAUGUUCAGCAAGAAUGCAGUGAUCAGCAAACGCGGAGGGAAGCUUUGUCUCCUAAUCCGAGUGGCUAAUCUCAGGAAGAGCCUCCUUAUUAGCAGUCACAUAUAUGGAAAGCUUCUGAAGACCACAGUCACUCCUGAAGGAGAAACCAUUAUUUUGGACCAGACAAAUAUCAACUUUGUAGUUGAUGCCGGGAAUGAAAAUUUAUUCUUCAUCUCCCCAUUGACAAUUUACCAUGUCAUUGAUCACCACAGCCCCUUCUUCCACAUGGCAGCAGAGACCCUUCUCCAGCAGGACUUUGAAUUAGUGGUGUUUUUAGAUGGGACUGUGGAGUCAACCAGUGCUACCUGCCAAGUCCGGACAUCCUAUGUCCCAGAGGAGGUGCUUUGGGGCUACCGUUUUGCUCCCAUAGUAUCCAAGACGAAAGAAGGGAAAUACCGAGUGGAUUUCCAUAACUUUAGCAAGACAGUGGAAGUGGAAACCCCUCACUGUGCCAUGUGCCUUUAUAAUGAGAAAGAUGCUAGAGCCAGGAUGAAGAGAGGCUAUGACAACCCCAGCUUCAUCUUGUCAGAAGUCAAUGAAACAGAUGACACCAAAAUGUAACAGUGGCUUUUCAACUGGGGUAAAACCAAGUCUCCAAAGUUCCUAGUGGCUAGAAGGAGCAUUAUGAAGCAGUCAACAACUUAGUGGUAUAAAAGUAGGAUGAGAGCCUUCAAAGUCUACCAGCACAAUGACCCCUGAGCCCUGCAAUUGUGAUUCCACAAGACAUGUAUCUCUACAAGGCUACUGUAUUAGAAUGUGCCAUGCAUUUAUAGGAAACUGGCAUAUGGAAGCCAUAGGUGCUCACUUGAAAUCUUUAAUAUGAUUAUUUGAGCUCAUGUAGUGUUGAUGGGAGCAGACAAAAUUAUCAAAAGUUUCAUGGACAGGACAAACAAAAUAUUUUUUUAAAGUUUCCUUAAAGAAGUUAUGAACUUUAGAAAGGAUCAGGGAACAAUAAUAAUCUCAUUUUGAUUCUACUGAUAAGAAAGACUCCACUUUUAUUUGAGUGUGGAAUUUUACUGAUGGAAAAAUUGUCUCCUAAGUUGGGGAGAUGAACCAGCCAAUCAAUGACAAUAAGAAAACGCUUACACAAAGAACAAUUUGAGGCUUGAAUCUUCUUAUGUGUUACAUUUAGACAGAGGCUAAAUCUACACGCUAGAACCUUGAUGAUACCUUCCACAAGACAGAAUGCUUUAGUUAAAAGCGGUGAUAUUUCUUUCAAUCUGUAUUGGAUGGCUUCAGGGACUAUACAUCUAUUUAAAAAGAGUAUUUCCUGCUCUUCUAAGAUAGCAAUGAGGGGUUCAAAGGUGCAAAGUCAGUAGAGAAGGUAAUGUACCAUUAAUGCACCUGAGAAGAAACAGUUUCAUGAGGUUCUCCACCUAGAGUUUGUGCUGGAAUGCUAUUUCUGAAGAAGUGGGAAAGAGAGGAAUGGGAUGGAGCCCCACAGUUCAGGUUGUUACUAGGUCUUUCUUUCCCUGAAAGCCCAUCUUCCUAAAAGGGACCAGCUAUGGAAGGAUCGACCUUGAGGGGAAGGUUUUCCUGUGAAAGUCUUCUUCAGGUCCCCACCUGCAUCAUUUUGAAUGUGUCCUGGAAAAAAAAUGGUACUCAAAGCUGCUUAGGAAUCAAAAUGUUUUCAGUGGGUUGAUUCAUAUAUUAAAUUUCCGAAACUGUCCAUGCA
Molecule: messenger RNA, 3104 nt
Organism: Saimiri boliviensis boliviensis (Bolivian squirrel monkey)
Lineage: Eukaryota; Metazoa; Chordata; Mammalia; Primates; Cebidae
Source: RefSeq, a predicted model, not a curated record